This is a messenger RNA of Aphanomyces astaci, 2412 nucleotides long. RefSeq lists its product as hypothetical. NCBI's taxonomy places the organism in Eukaryota, Oomycota, Saprolegniomycetes, Saprolegniales, Verrucalvaceae. Bases 36 to 2354 code for a protein of 772 amino acids. The transcript has 2 exons. Gene Ontology annotation, biological process: intracellular signal transduction. Gene Ontology annotation, molecular function: metal ion binding. The record is from RefSeq and is a predicted model, not a curated record.
GUAACGCAAGUCUGCCCGCGACACUUGAAGUUUGUAUGGACAUGUCGUCAACGACCUGGCUGGUUUUCAAGGAUGGUCACAUCGGCCAAUCACACGUGUCUACGGGGGCUCCAAGUGUGCAUUCAUUGAUCCAUCCAUUAUUGAGCCGUGUUGCGACCAGCGUUAUGAGCACGGAGCCGACUCUGCCGCCGCCACCGCCGCAGCUCAAGGCCAAGCAAGGCGUGUUGGAGUUCAAGGUCAAGACAGAAAAGAUGUUUCAGAACUGGAUCACUGUGCACGCCAAGAUGGAGGGCCGAUGGCUGGCGCUGUACAAGAAAGCAGACUCGGUGGACCGCAUCGCUGCGAUUGAAUUAGGUCAUGGCGUGCAGCUCAAAAACUACGACAACAUUGAAAACUACGCGCGGCGCUUCGACAUCACAUGCACAGGAGGCGCGCUCCAAGCGAUCGAGUGGAACUUUCGAAGCGUGGGCGGCCGCCGCGAGCGCGACCUGUGGGCCAAAGCCAUCCUCAAGAACCUCGACCUGUUCAACGCCCACGGCAACAAUGUGUUUCCGCACUUCCAACAAUACGAAAGCGUCGUCCAGGACAUGAUGACCGGGUUGCCCACCGCCGUGCGACUCAUUCCCAGAGUAAACCACAUGAUCAAGAAGAGUAAGGACGUGUCCAAGGUGCCGUUGCACGCCAAGUCGUUCUUGGGCUACGACGCCGUGUCAUUCCUCAUGUCCCGUAAGAUCGCGGCCACGACUGCCGACGCCGAAGCCAUCUGCCACACGCUGGCAUCCAUGAACUUGAUCCACCACUUGGUGUGGGCGCAGGGCUUUUCAAUCAACGAACUGUUCUGCUUUACGCAAGACCAAAACACAAACACGUGCGUGCAGAUAUUCGACUCGAUGAUCGAGCUGGGCAAGUUCUGGAUCUACCUCCCGAUUCCCAUUGCGAUUGCGUACGCUCACACUACAACUACUUCGCCGCGCAAGGAAGCGGGGUUUCUCCUCUCGGCCAUGUCGUCGUCGUCCAAUACGCUGCCCACGUUUCGAAACGCUUCGUCGGGGCGGCAGACGUCGUCCGUCCGGUCCCCGAGCUCCCACAGCGGGUCAGAUGCGUCGAAAGAGUCGGGGGGGGUGGAAAUCCUAGACGAAGGACGCUGGGCGGACGCCGAAGCGGCCAAACACUGCCACUGCUGCGAAAAGUCGUUCAACCCGCUCAAGCGAAAACACCACUGCCGACUCUGCGGGUACGUCGUCUGUUCGACCUGUGGCGUACACACAACCGUGGGGCAUGUCAACCGCGCGGUCAACGUCCGGGUGUGCAUCAAGUGCCGGCUGCGCAUGAAACUGUCACAAGAGUCUGCAUCGUCGUCGUCGUCGUCCCGGCAUCCCCCGCAUAGGCCGGCGCCGCCGCCCCAUUCCGUGUCGGCGCCCAAUCUAUUGAUUUCCCAUCCCCGACACAGCCUCAUGGCCACGACCAGCUACUCAGACCCAUCCCUAGCAGUACCCGCGCACCAGUGGUGCAGCGUCUGCUACGACUGCGACAACAAGUGUCAGCCGCAGUUUAGCGUGUCCACAGACUUUCCCCUCGACUUUGACUGGGAACACCCGUGGCCCCGCCCCCCCCGCCGCCUCAACGAAGCGUUGUGCGUUCAGAUGCUCGACCAAACGCUUGUAUGCACCCAGCCAGACCCGUGGUUUGAUCAGCUCUGCGACGUGCUCGUGAGCAACACGGGGUGCGAGAAGGCCGUGAUUGGGUUCAUGGCUGACGCCGGGUACAUCCUCAUGGGCACGGCAGGCUUCGACCUCCCUGGAGACGACUUCCCCAAGGUCGUGGCGCACGAUCUCGCCUUUGCCCCGCACGCCCUCAUGAGCGCCGAGCCCCUCGUCUGCUGCGACGCAGGCGAAGACAUCCGGUUUGCCCAGAACUCGUACAUGCGCAACGAAUGGCACGUCGGGUUCUACGCGAGCUUCCCGCUGGUCGUGAGUUGUGGACUUAUCCUCGGCACGAUUGAGGUGUAUGACGCGAGUCCGCGGCGGCAGUGCCACAACGUACAAGUGCAUCUAGACGCCGUCGCCAAGCUCGUCGUGCAGUACUUGGACGACUUGAUUGACCAGUCCAAGAAAACGAAUACCAGUCCCCCGCCGCCGCCGACAGGAGAUGGAGUCGUGUCGGCGUCGAUGGAAGGAACCCUCCUGCAGCUACUCGAGAAAACCACGGGCACGCAGUCCCAACUGCAGCAGCAGCAAGCACAAAUGGUGCACGCGGUGGGCAACCACAGCCAACAAAUCAACCUGCUCGCGGAAAAAUUACAGCGCAUGGAAGCCGCGAUCGACCGAAAACAAGCAAGAGACGAUGCGCCGUAGCAACGUUAGUUACUACGUGAUAAUAAUAACAAAUCAACUCGAAUUUUACUUACUGCUA